Messenger RNA from Penicillium cataractarum, 531 nucleotides. RefSeq lists its product as uncharacterized. The transcript is spliced from 3 exons. The record is from RefSeq and is a predicted model, not a curated record. The coding region runs from base 1 to 531 and encodes 176 amino acids. Lineage: Eukaryota; Fungi; Ascomycota; Eurotiomycetes; Eurotiales; Aspergillaceae.
AUGCGCUACUUUCCUCUCAUAAUAGCAGUGUCGGCUCUUUUCGCCGCCGCACAAGAGCCUACACCGGUGUCUCAGAGCGCAGCCACGCCAAGCGACAGUACACAAUGCGCUUCUCAACAGGUUGUAGAUAAUUGUGUUGCAAUCAUGAAGAAGGCUCUUGAAAAAUGCUCAUCGGAUAACUGGGAUUGCAAAUGCUCAGGGUCCGCAAAUAUCGCAAAUUGUUACGUGAAUUGCCCCGACAGCCCAGACUAUAUCGCCGCUCAGUCAUCCAGUGCCUCUGAUUGCGCUACUGCCAACGCCUACGACAAAGGACAUACCGUCGUACCAGACACGUGGAAGACGAUGGACUUCUACAAUAAUGUCCGUGUAACCGCAACGAGUACCAACAACGAAGCCAGCCCGACAUCUACUGGGGCAAAGAUAUUGGACACUCAUAAGGAAUCUGCGAAGCCGUCUAAGGGGGCCGCAAAUGUGAAAGCCACGGGGAGCUGGCUUGCUUUGGUUGGUUUAGGUAUCGGUGCUUUCUUCUGA